GCAAUUUACCUACUGGCAAAGGAAAGUAGCAGGAAGUGGGGGCUUACAUUCUAUCUAUCUUUUUGACAUAACAAUGGAGAGAAGAGAUAUAGUGGCAGUGUCUCCAUCUCUUUCACUGAAUUAAUGUUUAUAUAUAUAUAUGUGUCUUCAUCAUCAGAGACUCCAUUUCUAAAUUUUAACAAAACUCAGCACUUUCUCCUUUCCCUUCCAUCUUUCCUGUCAAUUUGGCAGCUUUCCAUUUUGUAUUCUUUUAGUAUUAGUGUUUGAGUUUGGACCACUUCUUUUUUGCUUUCACCCAACUGUACUACUUUUUUCUUGCUAAUACUACCUCUUUGCUUCCACUAAGGAGGCAAGUAUUUUACUUGUCUACUCCUCUUCUUGAGUGCUCCUUGAUUGCAAACACUUAUUAUGGACUUGUGAGUUGUCCCUUCUUCUUUUUUUUUUUUAAAUGACUGGGUUUUUGAGUAAUAUUUAUGAAUUGCUAAUUUUAUAUCUGGUUGUGUGUUAUGGAGGAAGACUAAAACACUAGUACAUUUUUGGGUGUUAAUAGGGGUUAAAAAAAAUGGAGUCAUGGAGCUAUUUUUCAGGGGGGAAGGGUUUUGUAUCAGAGGAAUCAGUUUCUGUUAAUGAUGGAAUGGGGAGAGUGAAAAAUGGAGUUAUGGGUUGGGAAUUGAAGACCCAAAGUAGCUAUGGAAUGUGUACAACUGAUAAUCAAGGAUUUCAUGAUUUGGGUUCUCCAAAUCUGAUGAGAAAACCCAUGUUUACUGACCAAAUGAGAGAUGGUUUUACUAGUAGUAGUAAGCACUGGGGUGGAGGUGGCGGUAGUAUAUUUGGUGCAUUUUCUGGGGAAGAUAAAUCUAGUUCUAAACUAUCAAGCUCAGCUGUGGAUUCAAUUUCUAGAGACUCAUCACUGAUUGAUUUGAAACUUGGAAGAUUUCCUGAUCAUCAUGUAGAUGGAAAUAUUUUCAAAUCUGCCAAGAGUUUGUCAAGCUCUACUUCUGCUGAGUCAGUUGUUCCAGCUAAAAGAAUGAGAGCAGGAGGUUUGAACUCCCACAAACCAUUUUGCCAGGUUCAAGGUUGUGGCAAGGAUCUCAGCCCCUGUAAGGACUAUCACAAGAGGCAUAAAGUGUGUGAGGUUCACUCAAAGACUGCUAAAGUUAUCGUAAAUGGCAUCGAGCAGCGGUUUUGCCAGCAAUGUAGCAGAUUCCAUCUACUGGCUGAGUUUGAUGAUGGCAAACGUAGCUGCAGGAAACGUCUUGCUGGUCAUAAUGAGCGGCGAAGGAAGCCCCCUCAUACUGGUACCAGAUUUCGUGGAACUUCUUUUGCAACGUCACCCUUUGCAUGCCAAGACAUACUUAGUAGCCGCUAUCUGCAUCAGCCUAAAUAUGAGAUGAGUGACUGGUAUAAGAAUGUAAAAGUUGAAGAUGGUGUUGAUUAUAGCCCUCAACUUGCCAUGCCCUUUACAAAUGGACAGUUACAACCAAAAUCUCAUUUUACAUCAUAUCAUGCCAAGAAAGGGUGUCAUUCUUUCCAUGAUGGACUACCUGCUGUAACAACAAGCAGAAUUAACGAGAGUACCAACUCAUCUCUGCAUGAUAUGCGAGGAUCAGAUUUUGUUUCCCCUUCUCUGUUCCACAUCACCUCAACUGGUUCUGAAGUCUUGCAUGCAUUGGAUACAUCUUCCAUUCAGGGGCUAUCAGGGAUAUCAAAUUCCAGCAAUGCUCUCUCUCUUCUGUCAUCUCAAUCACAGGGCUCGUCAAAUCAUUGCACUGUUUUUUCCACUUCUCGCCCCCUCAUUCAACCAAACAAUAAUUACAAUGUGACUCAAGCAUCUAAAAAUGUUCUGGGACUUGGUCCUCAGGCUUCAGCAGGUAGAAUGUCCAAUACAUUCAAUUCAUCUGGGGUCAAUUCUUCAGAAGGUGGACUGGACCAGAUGAUAUUUCCUAGCAACACUUGUGGUAUCAAUCGCGUCAUUCAAGGAUCAGAUUUGGUGAACCCUAAGAAUCAACUUUCUUGUGAAGAUGGACCUACUAUUGAUUUGCUCCAGUUGUCAUCACAACUUCAGCGUGUGGAGCACCAAAGGUUUUCCGUUCAAGUGAAGCAAGACGGCAAUGCUUUUCCCGGUCUCAGAAUCACUUGAGCAGGUAGAAAAAUGUGCUGCUCUAUCACAUCUUUUGCUCAACUCUUUCACAUUGUUACAGUCUGGUGAUUACAGAAAGAUCUUUGUUUUUUUAAAUCGCAUGAAGUAAUCAUGCCUUGUUAUGUUGCCUUUCUUGCCCUAUAUUACACUUGAUGUUUGCAGAUGCAAAUGUCUGGAUUAAAUUCAUAAACGGUGGGCGUUGAACUGCUGUAGUGUGCAGCAACUCAAUGAAGAAGCACGCACCUUUCGCAGCUUUACAGAGGUGGAAGUAUCAGGGAGCAAGUUUUUGGAAUCUUGAUGUUCACGUCUUGUUUGCUCCUUUUUGGUUUUUAUUUUCCUCAUUUGAUACUGAGUGACAACUGUUCCUCAUGGUGCUGUCUCAUUCAAUAAUAAUGUUUUUUCUUUCUCUUUGACAAUUGACAAUAAUCAUGACUUGUAAGUCUCAGUUAAUCUGUGUAGUACUAAAUAUUCACCCUUUGUUAUGGAAUAGUUGCUCAAGUGUUUCAUGAACA
Messenger RNA from Solanum pennellii, 2652 nucleotides. RefSeq names its product squamosa promoter-binding-like protein 6. Gene Ontology annotation, molecular function: DNA binding. The transcript is spliced from 3 exons. The record is from RefSeq and is a predicted model, not a curated record. Lineage: Eukaryota; Viridiplantae; Streptophyta; Magnoliopsida; Solanales; Solanaceae. The coding region runs from base 563 to 2140 and encodes 525 amino acids. Gene Ontology annotation, cellular component: nucleus.